AUGGAAAAACGGGAACGCUUGUUGAUUUCGGGGUUAUUUAUUUCAGUGAUUUUUAGAAUGUCUCGAGUGGGUAUCCCAUGUCCUGUGCCAGUGAAGUUAAAGCGCCAUUUGCUUGUUAUGACGUUGAUUGGUGAAGACGGCGUGGCAGCACCUCGUCUCAAGAAUAUUGACUGGGAAUUUUACACCCUCGAGGAGAGAAAGGAUAUCUUUGUGCAAGUACAAGAUAUUAUGUGUCGUAUGUACAAAGAUUGUAAGCUGGUUCAUGCAGAUCUAAGUGAGUUCAACCUACUGUUGGCAGGCGGGAAGGUAUAUGUCAUCGACGUGUCUCAAGCCAUGGACUUAUCGCAUCCAAGAAAUCUUCACUAUCUGAUCAGAGAUAUUGAGAAUGUUCUGGCGUUCUUCCAUAAACUCGAAAUUCCGGAGUUACCCACUCCAGUAGCAUUAUUCAAUUUGAUCACAGAUUUAGCGAUGACCGAGGAUGGGUCUCUUCUUGUUCAGGUGGAACGUUUUGCGGAGGAUAACAGACUCAAUUCAAUUAACAAAUCGAAACCGGCUGACUUUGAGUGGGCCGCCUACAAUAAAGAAAGAAAGGAGCGUGGCGAGUCGCCCGCCAGGGAAUACAACUGA
Strongylus vulgaris is the source of this 627-nucleotide messenger RNA. NCBI's taxonomy places the organism in Eukaryota, Metazoa, Nematoda, Chromadorea, Rhabditida, Strongylidae. The record is from the annotation of a GenBank genome assembly.